Messenger RNA from Mobula hypostoma (lesser devil ray), 5200 nucleotides. RefSeq names its product oocyte zinc finger protein XlCOF6-like. The record is from RefSeq and is a predicted model, not a curated record. NCBI's taxonomy places the organism in Eukaryota, Metazoa, Chordata, Chondrichthyes, Myliobatiformes, Myliobatidae. Bases 624 to 2723 code for a protein of 699 amino acids. The transcript has 3 exons.
CUGAGUUUUCUAUACACAAAACACAGUGAGGCAUGGACAUGGAACCGGUGCCUGCAGAAACCUAAAGUCACCGUGAUCAGCCAGAAAGCGGUGCCUUAAAAAUAACACCCGCACUGCAGCACUGAUUAAAUGCGCAGGCGUCAGGGUUGUUGACGUUCCCGAAUAACACGCAUGCGCGCAGCACACAAAAGGCCGCGGAACGAUCAGCUACAGGUUAAAAACGACAAGGAAUUUAUCUACAGGAAUCUCGAACACAACACGCCAGUUUUUCUGUAUCUGUCCAGAUAUUUAAGAAUUGGAGCAAGGGAUUCACUCGAUCUUCCUUCCUGCUCAGACUGGGCAGGGAUUCAGUCAAUCAUCUGACUGACUGGCAUGGUCGUCAAUUUACACAGGGGAGAGGCAAUUCCAUUCACUUGCUCAGUCUGUGGGAAUGGAUUCACUGGGUCACCUCAACUGAAGGUAUAUCAGCAAGUUUACACUGGGCAAGACCAUUCACCUGUUCUGUGGGUGAGAAGGGAUUCAGUUGGUCUUCCCACCUGUAAGUACACUAGUCAGUUCACACUGGGCAGAGGCUGGUCAUCUGCUGAAUUCGUGGGGAAGGAUUCACUCGGUCAGCUGACCUAAUGGCUGACCAGCGAGUUCACACCAGGGAGCGUCCGUUCACCUGCUCAGACUGUGGGAAGGGAUUCCAUCAGUCAACCACCCUACUGGUACACAAGUCAGUUCACACUGGGGAGAGGCCGUUCACCUGCUCAGACUGUGGGAAGGGAUUCACUCAAUCGUCCAACCUAAUAGUGCAUCAGCGAGUUCACAUCAGGGAGAAGCCAUUCACCUGCUCAGACUGCGGGAAGGGAUUCACUCGGUCAUCUGACCUACUGGUGCACCAACGAGUUCACACUGGGGAGAGGCCAUUCACCUGCUCAGAUUGUGGGAUGGGAUUCACUCGGUCAUCCAAACUGAAGGAACAUCAGAGAAUUCACACCGGGGAAUGGCCAUUCACCUGCUCAGACUGUGGGAAGGGAUUCACUUGUUUAUCUAAACUGAAGGUACAUCAGCGAGUUCACACUGGAGAGAGGCCGUUCACCUGCUCAGACUGUGGGAAGGGAUUCACUCGGUCAUCCAAGCUACUGGCACACCAGUCAGUUCACACUGGAGAGAGGCCAUUCACCUGCUCAGACUGCGGGAAGGGAUUCACUUGCUCAUCUAAUCUGAAGGCACAUCAGCGAGUUCACACUGGAGAGAGGCUGUUCACCUGCUCAGACUGUGGAAAGGGCUUUACUCGGUCACCCGACCUACUGGUACACCAGCGAGUUCACACUGCAGAGAGGCCGUUCAUCUGCUCAGACUGUGGGAAGGGAUUCACUCGGUCACCCGACCUACUGGCACACCAGAGAGUUCACACUGGAGAGAGGCCGUUCAGCUGCUCAGACUGUGGGAAGGGGUUCAGUCGGUCACCCGACCUACUGGUACACCAGCGAGUUCACACUGGGGAGAGGCCGUUCACCUGUUCAGACUGUGGGAGGAGGUUCACUCAGUCCUCCACUUUACAGAGACACCAGUCAGUUCACACAGGGGAGAGGCCGUUCAGCUGCUCAGUCUGUGGGAAGACAUUCACUCGGUCAUCCAACCUGGAGAGUCAUCAGCGAGUUCACACUGGGGAGAAGCCAUUCACCUGCUCAGAAUGUGGGAAGGGAUUCACUCGGUCAUCCAGCCUAGAGAGUCAUCAGCGAGUUCACACAGGGGAGAAGCCGUUCACCUGCUCAGAAUGUGGGAAGAGAUUCACUUGGUCAUCCCAACUACUGGUACAUCAGCGACUUCACACUGGCGAGAGGCCGUUCACCUGCUCAGACUGUGGGAAGGGAUUCACUUCGUCAUCUCAACUGAAGGUACAUCAGCGAGUUCACACUGGAGAGAGGCCGUUCACCUGCUCAGACUGUGGGAAGGGAUUCACUCAGUCAUCUGACCUAAAGGCUCACCAGCGAGUUCACACCGGGGAGAGGCCAUUCACCUGCUCGGACUGUGGGAAGGGAUUCACUUGCUCAUCUCACCUGAAGGUACAUCAGCGAGUUCACACCGGGGAGCGGCCAUUCACCUGCUCAGACUGCGGGAAGAGAUUCACUAUGUCAUCUGAUCUACUAAAACACCAGUCAGUUCACACCAGAGAGAGGCCAUUCACCUGCUCAGACUGUGGGAAGGGAUUCACUCGGUCAUCUUACCUAAUAGUACACCAGCGAAUUCACACUGGAGAGUGGCCGUUCUCCUGCUCGGAUUGUGGGAAGGGAUUCACUUGGUCAUCUCAACUGAAGGUACAUCAGCGACUUCACACUGGCGAGAGGCCGUUCACCUGCUCAGACUGUGGGAAGGGAUUCACUCUAUCAUCUCAUCUGAAAGAACAUCAGCGAGUUCAUACUGGAGAGAGGCCAUUCACCUGCUCAGACUGUGGGAAGGGAUUCGCUUCGUCAUCUCCACUGAAGGUACAUCAGCGACUUCACACUGGCGAGAGGCCAUUCACCUGCUCAGUGUGUGGGAAGAGAUUCACUUUGUCAACUGAUCUACUGAGACACCAGUCAGUUCACACCAGAGAGUGGCCAUUCACCUGCUCAGACUGUGGGAAGGGAUUCACUUCGUCAUCUAAUCUGAAGGUACACCAGCGAGUUCACACUGGGGAGAGGCAUUUUUAUGCUCAGACUGUGAGAAGGGAUUCACAUCGUCAUCUAAAGUGAAGGUACAUCAGAGAGUUCACACUGGGGAGAGGCCUUUCACCUGCUCAGACUGUCGGAAGGUAUUGAUUCUGUCAUCUCAACUGAAGGUACAUCAGCGAGUUCACACAGGGGAGAGGCCGUUCACCUGCUCAGACUUUGAUAAGAGAUUCUCUCAGCCAAAUCAACCGAAUGUGCAUCAUUGAGUUCACACUGGGGAGAGGACGUUCACCUGCUGUGAAUGCGGGAAGGGAUUCACUCAGUCAUCUAUCCUAUGUAAAUCCCGUUUUGGCUAGCAGCUUAAUAUAGGGGGUGAUAGCCCCCCAGCCUGGGAAAACUUAAGAAAUCUCAUUUGGUUGAACGCUGCGUGAUGUGUCCCCUGUUACAAAUCAGUACCCCGAAAUAACAAGAACAGUACAGAGUAUGUGAUUACACGGUUGAGCUUUAUAAUUCUUACUUUGACUAUAGGGUCAGGAAAGAAAACCAAAAAAAGAAAAGGGGCCCACUCUCUCCAUUCGCGUCUUCUCAUCUCUCCCCAGCAAAAGACCGGGAAAAUCUGUCUUCCAGACUCACAUGAAAGAACAACAUUUCUCUCAGUGGAUAACCCCGCAUUCCAAAAUCCUGUUAUCUGUAGUCAUAACCUAAAGAUUGCUGCUACAGAGAAACCAUUACCUCAGCAAUGAAACGUUACAGAGAGGCCAUUACAUUAGCAGUGAAACUUACAACAUAUUACACUUGUGACACACUGCCGGGUUCACACUGGGGAGAAAGUUUCAAUCGGCUACAUGCUGGAUAUUUGUCCAUUAUCAUUGCUGAAUGCAAUUUUGAGAGUGACUGUUGGUGCUGAACUCUGCAAAUAUUGCUGCUGCUCACCACACCCAGUUCUGCACCCUGGUCACUGGGCAUGGGAGGAGUUUCUUCUGCUGCAUAUUCACCUUUAAUGGGACUGGAGUUUAAUAUUCUGGAUCUGUGACAUAUAAAUCAGUUCUAUUUUAAACUCUGUCUCUGGUACUUAGUGAAUUUAUGACACACCUAGUGUACAGUAGAGAGUCAACUCAGGCCGGCUGGACCCUGCCAGUGAUUCAGUUCCACGACAGUCCUUUUAAAUCCACCCCUGUUGUUCAUCUCUCGCUCUCCCUGUGGGAUGGGGUCCAAACAGUCACCACUCUGUGGGUGAAGAGGUUUUGCUUGAAUUUUCUGCAGACUGACGAAAUCAAGCUGACUGUAGUUCUGUCUGAGAUGUUCUUUGCCCCUCUAAUCUCUCGGCUGAGGAAGAAUGUCAUUGGGAGUUAACCUCUUUAUUCAGGGCUCAUUCCCACAUUAUGGGUCAUUUUCUCUACUUCUAAAGGGUUGUAAGGAAACACCACUGUCCUCUAAAGACUGAAAUCAGAAUGGGAAACCAUCAGUUGGAUGCUCAACGGAACAGGGUCAGAAACCAGAGGCGGGUCUGCACAGGCAGAGUUUUGGGCUCUGGACGAUGGUCGGGGUAGGAACGUAUGAUGAGGAGAAGGGAAUCAGCAGCGGGGCGUGGCAACGAAUGACAGAGUAGCAACAUUUGGAAGCUGAUUGACAGGGAAAAUAGCAACAUACAUCAAAGUUGCUGGUGAACGCAGCAACUAGUCCUGACGAAGGGUCUCGGCCUGAAACGUCGACUGCGCCUCUUCCUAUAGAUGCUGCCUGGCCUGCUGCGUUCACCAGCAACUUUGAUGUCUGUUGCUUGAAUUUCCAGCAUCUGCAGAAUUCCUGUUGACAGGGAAAAUAAUUUGUUUGUCUGACUGAUGACACAAACAAUACCUGUGGUGAGGUGCUCCACUGGUCGAGGAACAUAUGUGUGUUGGGAAUGGUUUUAUCUAUUGAGGGAGUUGUUCCUGCUUGUUUAUCCUGUAACAUUAUAUCCGGAUGGUUAUUAUGGAUUGUCCUAUCUGUAAUAAUGUAUUGAUUAUCAUAUAAUCUGUAAGAUUUGGACUCUAAAACUGGAUCGGGCUUGAAUUUAUGAUGCCUUAAUGAAGUGAUGGAGGGCAUUCAUGAGUUUGUAUUUUACAGCAAGAUUUUGGUGAAUGAUAUUUACCACUUGAUUGUACCUUUGUAAUUAAUCAGAUUGAGCUAAACUGCUGCAAGAUCCUGAAAUGUGUUGGUUUUUGUCUCGUUUCUCUUGGCAUUAUCUGCACUUACUGCCUUGUUUGUUUGUAUUCCAUGUAUUUUUGAUUUUUUUUCCCCCCUUUUGUUAACCACAUUGUCCUGUAUUUCUGCAAGGAACCCCUCUGUUUCUGGGAAGAGGUCUCCAACUCUCAGUCAGGUGCUCGAUGCUUCCUUGUCACCAUCUCGUCUGCUCAGAUCGUUGGGAUGUCUUCCAUGGAGGGUCGUACUUAUUCCACUGGUUAAUAUUUUCUUCCAUAGGGAUGAUUCCUUUUUCUGAGUUGGCCUCUCAUUUAAGUUUUCUGGUCUGUAUUUCUUAUCGUGAUUGCAUAUACACACAUGGAGUGCUGAAUCCUGUUCAUUUU